GGAAAGUGUUCUCCUUUAACUGCAGAGGUCUCCCCAUCCCCUCACACACCUUUACCAGGCUUUGGUUUCUUCCUACACAGAGCAGGAGGCGGAGGAGAGGACGGAGAUCGUAGAUACGCAUCCUAGUUGAAGUCAAUGAGAACUUCUCUUCGGAGGAAACGGGCUUUUGUGAAGGAGCUUCAUGACGUUUGGAGAUGCUUUUGAUGGUCUCAGCCGGUGAUAUCGCUCCGUUCAUGGUCAGAACAAAACUGAGAGACCAUUUCAAUGAACUCAGUGUGCUCGUUUUGAGAAGCAAAGGAGACGUUUCUGUAGGAUUCUCAGUCAGGAGACGUGAUGUCUGCCAGCGCGCGUGCCCUGCUCUUAGUAUUGCUGAGUGUGCUUCAGGCAAAUGGCCAGACGGAGAUGAAGAGGGUGGUCGGAGACAACGCCACGCUGCCGUGCCACCAUCAGCUGUGGCAAGCCGACAUCUCCCUGCUGGACAUCGAAUGGAUGCUGCAUAAAUCCAGCUCACAGCAGAAAGUGGUCAUCACAUACUUUGCAGGAAAGAUCUAUGACCCCAAUGAGAGUGAAGCUGGGCGGCUUUCCCUGGCAGGAGACUAUCUGAAAGGCGACGCUUCGCUUUUGAUCAGUGACCUCUUACUCACCGACUCUGGAGAAUACAUCUGCAAGGUCAAGAACGGCGGGAAGUAUUACUGGAACACAGUCAAACUCAUUGUGCUCUAUAAGACAUGCAAACCACGCUGGUUAUGGAUGGAGGGCCGUUUGCUGGAAGGAAUGUCUGUGUCAGACUAAACUGCACAGUCCACAGAUGUUACUGAUGGAUCAGCUACAUAUGGGAAGACAGUCUUAGACAAAGGAAUAUUCUAUUUAAUAGGGCCACCUCUGGCCCUCAUAGAUCUGAAGAACCCUGAGAUUGUGACAUUGAAAAAUCUGACGAGGGAAAGUGCGGGUGUUUAUAAAUGCACUGCCAGCAAUGAUGUCGGAGAAGAAAACUGCACUUUAGAGGUCAAAGUUCACUAUGUCCGGGGGAUGGGUGUGGUGGCUGGCGCUGUGGUGGGCGUGUCCUUUGGCGUUCUCCUCAUCAUCCUUAUCGUCUGGCUUGUUUUCCGCAAGAAAGAGAAGAAGAAAUACGAGGAGGAGGAAGCACCCAAUGAAAUAAGGGAAGAUGCAGAGGCUCCCAAAGCCAAACUGGUGAAGCCGAACUCUCUCUCCUCCUCCCGAUCUGGUAGUUCUCGCUCUGGGGCUUCCUCCACUCAGUCUAUGGUGCACAGCAGUGUCCCCCGUGGGCCCAGGCCUCGGCUGCCUGUCGUGGCUGCCCUUAAAGAAAGCGGGCAGCCCGAAAACUUCCCUCCGGUCCCACCACCGUACAACCAUGUGGUCCCCAAACCUCCGGAGCCCGGCAGUAGCCCCAAAGCCAGCCCGGCAAAACUCAGCCCUGGGAACCUGGCGAGGAUGGGCGCCACACCGGUGAUGAUUCCCGCCCAAACCAAGGCAUUCCAGACUGUGUAGGAAUAAUAAACGGCCUAAACAUACACACAAACAGAUAAAUACACACACUGCAUCGAGCAUCAAAUCCCACAUCUGGUAUCAGGAACAUUCCCAAAGGAUUGCCCAUUCCCUGCGGAAAACCCAGGUGGUCAGGAUUUUUGAUUCAACAGAUUCAACUGUGUUGGAAAAUAAAUGCUUUUGUUGUUUUUAUGUGCACACUGAAGUGGAAGAAGACCCCUUGUGGAGUGUAAAGGGUAAAGGCAGAGGGAAAAAGGGGGUUUGGAUGUGGAGGGCUGUGGCUUGUGUUAUUAUGAUGGUUUGAGCAUACAAAAGAGGCAGAUAUGAACAGAGAUACAACUCUGCCUUUACCCAGAGAGACAGCCUGUCUGCCUGACCGCACACUUCCCGCCCUUGCUGGGUUUGAACUGACAGCUACAGAACUGGAGGAGAAACUCACAAAAGCGGACUCUUUCCGGCACCUGCUCACCCGCCCCUAUGAGGAUUCACAUCUGCCACUCAUUUCCUCAGCCAAUCAGCAUUCGCCAGGCGGCCCAGUGGGCAUCACACUUUAACAGCCAAUGGCAGGUCACCUGCUGGGCACAGACUCUGCGAUUGGCCCAGAAUGAGGAGAAAUCAACACACUACUACAUAAACAGUGACAGUAAAUUUGUUUGUUCUUCAUUAGAGCUAUAUAUAUAUUCCAUACGAAUAGACAUAUUCCAUAUUUAAGAGGUAUUUAAAAGAAUUUCAUAUAUUUCAGUUCAUUUGUAUCGUGUGCACAUUCCCUUUAAAUCAUUCAUUCACAUUCUUCAGGAUAAUUCAACCAGUAUCUUCAGUAAUGAGGUUGAUUGUCUCAGUGGGGAAAUGGUUUGGCUCCGCUUUGGUUUUUUGUUGG
Molecule: messenger RNA, 2383 nt
Organism: Cyprinus carpio (common carp)
Lineage: Eukaryota; Metazoa; Chordata; Actinopteri; Cypriniformes; Cyprinidae
Gene: clmpa
Product: CXADR-like membrane protein
Cellular component (GO): cell surface; membrane; cytoplasmic microtubule
Source: RefSeq, a predicted model, not a curated record